This is a messenger RNA of Gossypium raimondii (Peruvian cotton), 1673 nucleotides long. RefSeq lists its product as uncharacterized. Lineage: Eukaryota; Viridiplantae; Streptophyta; Magnoliopsida; Malvales; Malvaceae. The coding region runs from base 1011 to 1370 and encodes 119 amino acids. The record is from RefSeq and is a predicted model, not a curated record. The transcript has 3 exons.
CUCUCUCUCACCAUUUUCGUUUGCUCUUUUUUUCUUUAGUAACGCAUUUGUGCUUCUCUUUAGAUGGUUUAAUCGAAGUGAUGGGCAGUUUUUUAUAUGGAAAAUUAUUUGCUUAUUUAUAUCCUAAUUUAAUGUGGUAUAGAAUAUAAAGCUGGGUUCAAUCUUUUACUGGGUUACUAUAGGAUUUAAUGAAAUGAACUCAGAAAUGGAAAACAAAAUAUGGGUUUUAGUUUAAAAUGCUUAGAGAUAAUGAUUGGGUAUUUAUAACGUUUUUGAAUUAGAUUCUCUAGUGGUUUAAUCAUUGAGGUCUUUGAAGCUAUCAUUUGAAGCUGAUUUGAGUUUCGAGUGUUAAUGAAUCAUAGUUAUGUAAUACAUAGUUUUGAUUCAACUGUAUCGGUCUUUGCUUUGAUAGAAAUCGUGUGGUGGCGAUGAUACGGAUAUUUACUCGCAUAUGAAUCAUGGUUAUGUAAUAUGUAGUCUUAAUUUGCUCAUUUGAUCCUUGCCCCGAGAGAAAUGGUGUGACGGCGGUGAUAAGGGAUUAUUACUUGUGUAUGAAUCAUGGUUAUGUAAUAUGUAGUCUUGAUUUGAUCAUUUGAUCCUCGCCUUAAGAGCAAUUGUGUGAUGGCGAUGAUAUGGGAUAUUUACUUGUAUAUGAAUCACGGUUAUGUAAUAUGUAGUCUUAAUUUGCUCAUUCGAUCCUUGCCUCGAGAGAAAUUGUGUGACAGCCUUGAUAAGGGCUUAUUACUUGUAUAUGAAUCAUGGUUAUGUAAUAUGUAGUCUUAAUUUGAUCAUUUGAUCCUUGCCUCAAGAGAAAUCGUGUGACGGCAGUGAUACGGGAUAAUUACUUCUAUAUGAGUCAUGGUUAUGUAAUGUAGUUUUAAUUUGAUGAUAUCGACCCUUGCGUUGAGAGAUAUCGUGUGACGGCUGUGAUACAGGAUAAUUACUUCCAUAUAUUUGGGUUACAUGAUUGUGUUGCAGCCUUGCAGGUUUUUUUGUGCUUAAGUCCAACUAUGGCUACCAGAAUGGUUGCUAGAUACAUGUCUAGAAGGUUCUCAAGUGGUGGGAAAGUACUAAGUGAGGAGGAAAAAGCUGCUGAAAAUGUUUACAUCAAGAAAACUGAGAAAGAGAAAUUGGAGAAACUUGCACGCAAGGGACCGAAACCAGAGGAGAAACCAGCUGUUGGUUCAGGGGGUUCUGUGACUGAUGCUAAGCCUAGUAGCUCUACAUCAACAUCAAGAGCUUCAUCGACCGAGAAAGUAUCGACCGAUAAGUAUCAAAACUAUGCAGUUCUUACUGGUGUUGUAACCUUUGCAAGUGCUUUGGGAUGGUAUAUGAUAUCUGCAGAUAAGAAGAAAGAAACCCAGGACUGAGGUUAACACGAAACCGAUCGGAUUUUAGAACCAAAACAUGGCACGGAUAGUUGAAAAUAAACCAAACUUUUUUGAGACGAGUUGGUUAUGUUCCUUCGAUGGCAUAAAUAUUACAAUUUCAUGCAUUUUUUCUGGGAUUUAUAUGCAUCGCACUUGACCUUGAGUAUAGGACACUUGAAGGGUUCUACCCGCAGUUGAGGUUAAUUGUAUCAUAUAUCCUCAAACUAUGAUUCAAAUUUUAAAUUGGUUCUUGAACUUUGAAAUGUUAUAGUUAAGUCCUUAAAAGUACUAAUUUCAUAUCAA